AUGAAGAGUACUGCCAGGCCUUGGAGUGCAGCAGCAAAGCAAGGGAGUCAUGGGGUUGACAGAGGAAAAUUGCUUUCCAGCACCCCAACAGGAAUGAAAGCAUCCAAGUCCUCCACUUCACUUGCCUUUGAAUCUCGGCUCAGCAAGUUGAAGAGGGCGAGCAGCGAUGACAUGCUGACAAAACCCGGGGUGGUGGCGGCAGCUUCUGGAGUCUCCAGACUGAAGAAGACCAUCACAACAGGAGCCAUUUCGGAGCUCGCAGAGAGCCGGCUGAAGCCCAGCACGGGAACAGUUUCAGCUGCAAAGCGCACAGGGAUUCCAGCACCCCGGGAAAUAUCAUCAUCGGUGUCCAGAGAGAGGGCUGUACUGCGUGGUCCAGCCAAUACUAGGAAAACACAACCCAGCCCCACCUCUUCUGGUACACCAACUCCUACCAAACACGUGCGUCCCACCAGCAAGUCCAAGCAAGAGAAUGAAACUGGUGACAGGGCUGUUCUGGAAUCUCAGGUUAAGGAACUCCUGGCAGAAGCAAAGACAAAAGAUUCUGAAAUUACCAAACUCCGUUGUGAAUUGAAGAAAUGCAAAGAGAAAGCAUCACUGAAUAUUGAAGGAAUGGGAGCUUCCAACCAAAUUUUAGAAACAGUAUCACCUGUUGACAUAGAUCCAUUAAUACGGACCCUUCAGGAAAAAAACAGCACUUUUCAAAAAGAGCUCGCUAGCCUGGGAGAGGAAAACCGUGUCCUGAAAGAGAAAUUGCUUUACCUAGAGAACUCCCCUAUCUCGGACACAACAACAAGCAGUGGAGGUGACGGCAGCCUCCCAACCCCAACUACCCAAGAAUCCAGUUUUGGAAGCCCAUCAAAGAAUGUGUUGAGAGGUGAAAUGGAGGAGCAGAGGCAGCAGGUGAACGGGGCCGCGCUGCGCAAUUCCGCCUCUUCCAGCAGCGACGUGACUAAAGCUUCCUUGUCACCUGAUGUGUCUGAUUUUGAACACAUAGCAGAUGUACCUUCCAGGCCAACGUCCUCCAACAGCAACCACUUCAAAAGUUCCAAAUGCUCCACCACAGGAAGUUCUCCAAACAAUAUUAGUGACCUUUCUGUUGCAUCUCUUACAGAGAGAAUACAAAAGAUGGAGGAGAAUCACCACAGCACAGCAGAAGAAUUGCAGGCCACUUUGCAGGAGCUGUCAGAUCAACAGCAAAUGGUGCAGGAGCUGACAGCAGAAAAUGAGAAGCUAGUGGAAGAGAAAGCUCUCCUGGAGACUUCCUUUCGUCAACAUAGAGAUAGAGCUGAACAGCUGAGCCAAGAAAAUGAGAAGCUAAUGACUGUCCUCCAGGAGCGAUCCAAGAAUGAAGAAAGCAGAGCUCAGGAGGGGAAGGUGCUUGAACUGGAACAGAAAUGUGCAGAAGUUCUUGAAAAAGCACAAUUUGAAAGAGAGAAACUGCUCAAUAUUCAGCAACAGUUAACCAGCAGCCUACGGAGCUUGGAAAGGGAGCAUCAAGAUGCCCAGCAGGUGAUUAAAAGCUUGAGAGAAGAAAAUGAGAAGCUGCUUAAACUUCUGGAAGUGGAACAGCAGAACAGCAGCACAGUGACAAAAACUCUGGAGGACUGUAAAAUUGCCUUAGAAGGUCUAAAAAUUGAGAAUGGCUCUCUUAAAACCCAGUUAGAGAGUGAGAAACAAAAGGCUGCAGAAAUCAAUGCUAUGGGAUGUACUAGUGACAACUCCGAGGUGCAGGAGAUGCUCAAAGUAGCCCAUGCAGAAAAGGAUCAGUUGGAAGCAUCCUGCACUGAGCUGAAACAAGAGCUGCUGAAGGCAAACAGUGAGCUAAAGCACAUUCAGGGUCUGCUAUCUAAGGCUGAGCAUGAGUGUGGUCAGCUGAAGGAGGUGUGUGACAGGCAGGCUGAGCAGCUGAGCAGGACCAGCCAGAAGCUGCAGGAAAAAACAUCAGAGAAUGAAGCAGACAUCAAAAACCUGAAAGAGACUAUUUUUGAGUUGGAGGACCAGGUGGAGCAACAUCGUGCAAUAAAACUUCACAAUAACCAGCUCAUCAGUGACCUAGAAAGUAAAGCAAUGAAGCUGGAAGAACAAAAACAAGAUGCAGAGAGGCAGCUGAAGGCUCUGACUAAGCAAAUGAAGGAAGAUGCAGAAGAGUGGAGACGUUUUCAAGCUGAUCUCCAGACUGCAGUGGUUGUAGCCAAUGACAUUAAGUGUGAAGCCCAGCAGGAGCUCCGGUUGGUAAAGAGGAAGCUUCAGGAGGAAGAGGAGAAGAGUGCUAGACUGCAGAAGGAGUUGGAUGAAGUGAAGGGCAGCAACAGGUUGGUUACUUACAAAGUAGCCCCUUGGCCCCUGUCUGAAGAGGUGGAAUCUCUAGAGGCUGAUACAACCAACCGCUGGCAGGGAGUCUGCAUCAGCAGAGCAUCUCCCACACCAUCAGAAUCUGCAGCCACUGUGAAAUCACUGAUCAAAUCCUUUGACUUAGGAUGCUCAGGUAGCACUGGACAAAAUAUCACAGUUCACAAAGUCCCCAGGAGCCCUCUAAGUGGAAUUCCAGUGAGGACAGCCCCAGCAGCUGCUGUUUCCCCCAUGCAGAGGCAUUCUGUUUAUAAUAAUGCCAAGCCAGCUAGUAAAGGUGUUGGGAGACAUGCAGAUCUUUCAGACCUUCCUCUUGCAGACCUUUUGAAGGGGAGAAACGAGGAGCUGAAACCAGAUCAUUACCUCCGUAAAAGCCCCUCCCUGGAAUCCCUGAGCAAACCCCCAAUGGCCUUCAGCAGCAGAAUGCUUACCUCUACCCCCAGCAGCUUGAAACCCCAAAGUAAACUCAGUGUGGAGAGAAAGGACCCACUGGCAGCCCUGGCUCGGGAGUAUGGGGGUUCGAAGAGGAAUGCUCUCUUGAAAUGGUGCCAAAAGAAGACUGAAGGUUACCAGAACAUUGAUAUUACCAACUUCAGCAGCAGCUGGAGUGAUGGUCUGGCCUUCUGUGCCCUCCUGCACACCUAUUUGCCUGCACAUAUUCCUUACCAGGAGCUCAACAGUCAGGAUAAAAAGAGAAACCUGCUGUUAGCAUUUCAAGCUGCUGAAAGUGUAGGCAUCAAACCCAGCCUGGAGCUCAGUGAGAUGAUGUACACGGACCGGCCAGACUGGCAGAGUGUGAUGCAGUAUGUUGCCCAGAUUUACAAGUACUUUGAGACCUGAGAUGCAGAACAAGAGGUGGACAGAAGUGGGGAAGAGAACAAAGAAUGCUACAGAUGCACUCGAUCACUUUAAAAAGCCACUUGCUCCUCUUUCACAGCCAACUUAAGUCCUUUGUUGGAAAGAAAGCUCUUCCAUCAUGUUGAUUGCAUCUGGGACUGCAACCAAAUAAAUAUCCCUUGUCCAUCUAUACAAACCAAAUUCAUCUGUAAUUUUAUUCCCAUGUGGAAAUUGCAAAGCAUUUUCGAACAUGCGUGGGAUAUUUCUGA
This is a messenger RNA of Chaetura pelagica (chimney swift), 3458 nucleotides long. It is a transcript of the gene SPECC1, whose product is annotated as sperm antigen with calponin homology and coiled-coil domains 1. Gene Ontology annotation, molecular function: protein binding. Gene Ontology annotation, cellular component: microtubule organizing center; filamentous actin. The transcript is spliced from 15 exons. The record is from RefSeq and is a predicted model, not a curated record. The coding region runs from base 1 to 3192 and encodes 1063 amino acids. NCBI's taxonomy places the organism in Eukaryota, Metazoa, Chordata, Aves, Apodiformes, Apodidae. Gene Ontology annotation, biological process: actin cytoskeleton organization.